This is a messenger RNA of Melampsora larici-populina 98AG31, 1508 nucleotides long. RefSeq lists its product as uncharacterized. Gene Ontology annotation, biological process: L-valine biosynthetic process. Gene Ontology annotation, cellular component: mitochondrion. NCBI's taxonomy places the organism in Eukaryota, Fungi, Basidiomycota, Pucciniomycetes, Pucciniales, Melampsoraceae. The coding region runs from base 33 to 1244 and encodes 403 amino acids. Gene Ontology annotation, molecular function: ketol-acid reductoisomerase activity. The record is from RefSeq and is a predicted model, not a curated record. The transcript is spliced from 6 exons.
CAUUUAAGUUUUCAAACCACAAAAUCUACAUCAUGUCAUACCGCAAUCUAACUCCUACUCUCAAAUCUGUCUCACGAGCAUGUUCACAACAAUCUGCCAAAAGAUCUUAUUCUAUCUUAACUAAUCGAACUUCAAGGGCAGCUCCAUCUAUCCUUAAGGCUGGUUUGAAUCAAGUUCAAUCUCGUGGGAUAAGAACUCUUGAUUUUGCUGGUACCAAAGAAGUGGUUUAUGAACGUGCAGAUUGGCCUGCUUCUAAACUACAAGAAUAUUUCAAAGAUGAUACUUUGGCUAUGAUUGGUUAUGGAUCACAAGGUCACGGUCAAGGUUUGAAUGCCCGUGAUAAUGGUCUUAACGUCAUCGUUGGUGUUCGAGAAGGCGGUAAGAGCUGGAAGAUGGCCAUGGAAGACGGUUGGGUUCCCGGUAAGACCCUCUUCCCCAUCAAAGAGGCUCUUCAAAAGGGUACCAUCAUCAUGAACUUGCUCUCCGAUGCUGCUCAAUCACAAACAUGGGACGAAAUCAAACCAUACCUUACCAAAGGCAAAACUUUAUACUUCUCCCACGGUUUCUCUGUUGUUUACAAAGAUGAUACCGGUGUUGUCCCACCAAAAGAUAUCGAUGUAAUCCUUUGUGCUCCAAAAGGAAGUGGUGUAACUGUGCGAACACUUUUCAAAGAAGGACGUGGUAUCAACGGUAGUAUCGCUGUCUUCCAAGAUGUGACUGGAAAGGCAAAGGAAAAAGCUAUUGCUUUAGGUGUUGGUGUUGGAACUGGUUAUCUUUAUGAGACUACUUUUGAAAAGGAAGUUUACUCUGACCUUUAUGGAGAACGUGGUGUUUUGAUGGGUGGUAUCCAGGGUAUGUUUUUGGCUCAAUACAAGGUUCUCAGAGAGAAUGGACACUCUCCUUCAGAAGCCUUUAACGAGACUGUCGAAGAAGCCACCCAAUCCCUCUUCCCCUUGAUCGGAGCUCACGGUAUGGAUUACAUGUAUGCAGCAUGUUCGACCACUGCACGAAGAGGUGCACUUGAUUGGGCACCUAAGUUUGAAGCAGCCAACAAACCUGUGUUUGAAGAAUUAUACCGAUCAGUUCGAAAUGGUGAUGAAACUCGUCGAUCAUUAGAUUUUAAUGGACGUAAGACUUACAAUGAAGAUUUAGCUAAAGAACUUGCUGAGAUUGAUGCUCAAGAAAUCUGGAGAGCUGGUCACACUGUCCGAAAAUUACGACCUGACAGUAAGACCAAAGCAUAAAUCAUUAAAUCAUAUACCGAAACUUGAUCGCAUUGCUUCUGUUGCAAGAAUCUUUCCAAGAGAUGAAGCAAAAAAGAACAAAAUCAUAAUUGUGAUGAAAAUAAGAUUGCGUUCAAAGUGAUUUGUGAUAUGUGCCCUCAAAAUUGAUACAACGUCCGUUUUUUUGCUUGCAUUGAACACUACAUAUAUCUCUUUGUAGUUUUUUUCAUCUAUGUUUUUAUGAGUGGUGAUUUGCAGAAAUUGAAGUAUUGAAAAUUUGAUGAC